UCUCAAAUCGUCAUGACGAAUGGUGAGCAAUAUUGGACCUUGAACCGCCGCAAUGCUGGAUCGCUCCCUUGAUAAGUUCCCGGUUUGUUGUAUAUAGGGCCCUUAGUCGCUGGCUAGCACCUCAACUACGUUCGCAUUCGGACCAAUCAACCCCCUCCACGUAAUUCAGAGAAACUUAUCAUCGGACACAGCAUGGCAACUUGCACAGUACCCGUACUUGUAGUCGGAGCAGGCCCAGCCGGCCUGGCCGUAGCCUUGGCGCUUGCACGGAGCAGUGUACCAGUGCGUAUCAUAGAAAAGGAGCCUCAAUACCGACGCGGCCAGCGCGGUGCGGGUAUCCAGCCUCGCACAUUCUGAGUUUUCCACUUCCUGCGUGUUCCCGAGAUCCACGAACGCGCAACCUUU
Pisolithus orientalis is the source of this 405-nucleotide messenger RNA. RefSeq lists its product as uncharacterized. NCBI's taxonomy places the organism in Eukaryota, Fungi, Basidiomycota, Agaricomycetes, Boletales, Pisolithaceae. The coding region runs from base 193 to 357 and encodes 54 amino acids. The transcript has 3 exons. The record is from RefSeq and is a predicted model, not a curated record. Gene Ontology annotation, molecular function: FAD binding.